This is a messenger RNA of Hordeum vulgare subsp. vulgare (domesticated barley), 1864 nucleotides long. RefSeq names its product xyloglucan endotransglucosylase/hydrolase protein 24-like. The record is from RefSeq and is a predicted model, not a curated record. Gene Ontology annotation, molecular function: xyloglucan:xyloglucosyl transferase activity; hydrolase activity, hydrolyzing O-glycosyl compounds. Lineage: Eukaryota; Viridiplantae; Streptophyta; Magnoliopsida; Poales; Poaceae. The transcript has 3 exons. Gene Ontology annotation, biological process: xyloglucan metabolic process; cell wall biogenesis. Bases 826 to 1689 code for a protein of 287 amino acids.
CUUUCAGAGGAUCCACCGAACAAGCAGUACACAUUUUUCUUUUUCCUUUUGAGAGAGAGAGAACAGGCAGUACACGUUGAAAGUCUGAAUGAAAGAAACUGCACAUAUCUGAAAGUUACUACAUGUGCAGGACUUGGAACUGCAACAGAUGAUUCUGAACUGUGACCGACUGCUGGAGAAGAUGAAGAUAGUCACUGCCCUAUAUCUGAGGGCUUGGGAAAGCAAGAUGCUUUACGACUGAGUGUGCAUAUUGAAAUAGUCAGUGGAUCUAGUGAUUUGAUACGUAAAAGUAAAACUGUGCCACAACAAAGAAUGAAACUAAUAAAACCCAUCCAUCAGUCUCAUAUACUCCUUCAACUUGCUGGAGAACCAGCCUAGUCUGCCAGAAGCCACGGUAUGGCAGGCCCCGCCGCUCACAGAUUGUUGCCAUGAAAGAGCCCUGGAACCAUUAGUCAACUCAGCUCAGUCACUGCUCAAGCUUUAAAUGAACCAUUAGUCCACUCCAACUCGAUCACUGAUCAAGCUUUAAAUGAAGCCCGCUUCCAUCAACAUUUUAUAUGCCCGCCCACUUCACGAUUGUCUCCAGUUUCUUACAUAUUCCAAGAAUAAUUACUACUAAAGUUCAUCUUGUUUAGGCCUGGACCAAGUAAUCUCCCUUACACCUCUUUCUUCAUAAGCCCUAAUCUCCCCAGCACCUCUUUCCACAUAAGCCCUAAUCUCCCCUACACCUCUUUCUACAUAUAUAAGCCCGCCCAUACCAUUAGCAAGCAGCACAACCACACUGCCCCCAGUCCCAGUGCUCACUCUCUUAACACCACCAAAACCAUGGGCCAGGCUAGGGCUUACCUCCUAGCCUCCCUAGCGGCGUUCUACCUCGUCGCCCUGGCCAUCCCCCAGGUCACCGCCGACAUGACCGACGAAGUCAAUCUCCUGUGGGGCAACUGCAAGGUUCAACGCGAUGGCACCGGCCGACAGACUGUCGCGAUGAGUCUCGACCGCUGGACGACUUCAGGAUUCUCCUCGAAAAUCAAGUACCUAUUCGGGAGGAUUGACAUGGAAAUCAAGCUCAUGCCCGGGAACUCAGCCGGCACAGUGACAACAUUUUAUAUGAUGUCAGAGGGACCAUGGCAAUUCCAUGAUGAAAUCGACCUUGAAUUCUUGGGGAACAGCACCGGCAACCCCUACACCCUGCACACCAACGUGUAUGCCAGAGGUGUAGGCAGCAGAGAGAAGGGGUACCGGCUUUGGUUUGAUCCCUCCCAGGACUUCCACACCUACAGCAUCAUUUGGACCCAACAAUACAUCAGAUUCCUGGUCGAUAACAAGCUGAUCAGGCAGAUCAAGAACAAGAUGAUGAAUGGUUCCCCCUAUCCAAACUAUCAACCAAUGAGGGUGUUCAGCACCAUCUGGAAUGCGGAUGACUGGGCGACACAGGGUGGGCGGGUCAAGACCGACUGGACACAAGCGCCAUUCACAGCAUACUUCCGGAACUACAAGGCCACCAGCUGCUCUCAAGGCCAGAACUCCAACGUCUGCGGCCAGAGCUCCCCCAACGGUUUGUUCAACCAGCAGCAGGACCAGAUGCAGCAACAGCAAGUGAAGGAGGUGGAUGCUAAAUACAAGGUCUAUGAUUUCUGCGAUGACUCAAAGAGGAGGAUUGGGUCCUCCGAGGACUGUCAAUCACAGUAGAAGUGAUUCAACUAGCAGACACAAAAGGAAAGGUGCAUUGGAUUAUUUAGCCCAUUCUUUCGGAACAUGAACAUUGUAUCCAGGUUACUUACGAAGUACCAUAAUUAAUGGUGUGUACCUUCAUAGAUAACCGGCAAGCUCAACGAUGCAAAAAACAAUUUCAGCUCUUCUUUUA